GCAAUUGCACCGGGGCUCCUUCGCAGCCUGGCUGGGGCGGCGCGCGGGGGUGGCGGGUCACCCACCACCUGUCUGGACGUGGGAAAGGUGCGUCGCUCGAGUCAGGUGCCUCCUGACCUGGGUCAGCAGCGUCCUUCGGCGUCCGGGAGCCGAGAAAAGGAGUAAACAACCUUCAGCUGAUCCUCCUGUUCAAGGUGAAGAAAAUUUUGCUACGGACAAGUUUUGAUGGUGGUUGACAACCCUGGAUCUGCAAUGCUUCGUCCCCCAAAUGGUUUGCCACCUGCUGACCAGCAUGUUCAUGAUGGUGGAGACCAUCCUUCACCUGCCUCGAGAGGGUCCAGCUUCACAUCUCCUCCACAUCACUCGAGAGCUGGAGCCUCUGUGGGAACUCUGGGUCUUAGGCUGGAUGAUUUUAUCCCCUCACACCUCCAGGAGAGAGCAUCUAUCCGUAGUGGGAGUUUCACUUCUCCGCGGGCUACGUCCACCCCACAAAAUAAAUGGGACCCCAAGUACUACAGAGUUCCCGUGAUUCGCAAUUGUGGAUCUAAUACCCUGAAUUUUGAAUUCCACGAUACAACUCCCCGCCGAGUGUACAAUGGGAUAUCUCAGCCAUGGAAAACAACUCAGCAGAGUUCAGCGAAUAAUUGGUACCCAACCUGGCCCGCUAAAGAAAUUAGACCACUGAAAACUGAACCUGCUCAUUCUCCUCACUUGGCUGGUUCAGUCAAUUACGCACUUGUGAACAGCGAAGCACAACCAGGCUGGUCAGCGACCUGGACAAAAGAUGGCAAGAGGAAGGAGAAACGUUGGGUGAAGUACGAUGGGAUCGGGCCAGUGGAUGAGUCUGGGAUGCCCCUAGCCUCUCGAUCGAGUGUAGACAGUCCUAGGGACUGGUAUCGCAGCAUGUUCCAGCAAAUCCACAGUAAACUUCCAGAAUCAGAUCUGGAUUGGGAUCCCUCCAAACCAAGAGAUCAUGACCCUCCAAUGCUCAUGAAGAAGAACCAACCUCCGCUGAUGACCUCAAGCAGACCCUCCCGUCAAAAGAAUGGCUUGGAUUGGAGAAAUUGGGAAACUGCAGAUGCCGCCAGCAAAGGGCCCAGGAGUAUUUUUGAUUAUGAACCGGGGAAGUCAUCCAUCCUUGAUAAUCCUACUUUGGCCAAGAAACCCUCCACCCCAUCUUCAGCACGAUCCCCAUCGCCGCCCUCUCUGCCAAUUGAGGAGUUACUGGAGAAGGAACUGCGGCAGCUCAGCGAAGAGUUGGACAAGGAUAUUAGAAACCUGGAGCAGCAGCAACUUAUCCGUAAGAAUCCCCCGGUUGGUUCCUCUGACUGCCCCUCUUCCCUGGCCUUCCCUGCCCGCUGCCCAUUGCCCAUUUCUGGUGUCCAUCCUUUAGCCCCGGGCCACAUACCAGCCAGCCCAAGAAUGGAGAAGGGAAGCCCAGGCGUCACCAGGAGUACCUGGAGCAACUCUCUACCCAGGAACGAUCCUCUGAGAGUCCCGGGGCAAAGUCCCUUCCUUGAUUCUUCAGAAAUCCUUCUAGAUAGUCCUCCCAAGAGAGAUGAGAAGAAGAUGAAAGCUGCCCGCCUCAAAUUUGAUUUCCAAGCAGAAUCGCCAAAAGAAUUGACCUUACAGAAAGGUGACAUUGUCUACAUCCACAAAGAAGUCGACAAAAAUUGGCUGGAAGGGGAACACCACGGCAGGGUGGGCAUCUUCCCUGCUAAUUACGUGGAGGUCCUGCCUCCAACCGAAAUUCCCAAGCCCAUCAAAGUGCCCUCCAUCCAAGUCUUGGAGUAUGGGGAAGCAGUGGCCCAGUACAACUUCAAAGGAGACCUGGCAGUAGAACUGUCCUUCCGAAAGGGUGAACAUAUCUGCCUCGUCCGUAGGGUCGACGAGAACUGGUAUGAAGGUCGCAUCUCUGGCACAAACCGCCAGGGUAUUUUCCCAGCCAACUAUGUCCAGGUGGUGAAAGUGCCCAGGGUGAAGAAUUCGGAGGAAUAUCCUUCCUCUCCGGGCCUUCCAACCCAUGCCAGCUCAUCCCCCCAGGCACAUACACUCAGUCUGGGCGGUAGGUGGCAGUCUGAGACUUCCCCUACAAGCCUACCAAGCGCUCUGGCACCAGACCUGCUCUCUUCCUCCUCCUCUUCCUCCUUCUCCUCCUCUGCCCCCUCUGGAUUCACAUUUCCCAUCUCUCCGAAAUUUGAAAAUCUUGAGACCACGACUCACAGAAUCCAGGAUGCACCCAGAGCUCGCUCUUUCAGUCCCCAGAGUCAAAGCCCAGGGAAAAUGUCCAGUGGUAGCCCGCAGCCUCUCGCGUCUCUCCAGAUGAAGGACCCACCACGACCUCUUCCUCCUGUACUGACUUCCCACACACGGACUUCCAUUCCUUCGCAGAAUUCCGCCCGCGAGGCAGCGUUGUCCCCAACUUCAAAGCCGCAGAGUCCCCCGCACGCCGCCAGAGACCCCCCCUCCGGCAUCCAGUGGACUCCGUACCAGGCACUCUACCAGUACCGACCUCAGAAUGAAGAUGAAUUGGAACUUCAAGAAGGUGACAGGAUAGAUGUUAUGCAGCAGUGUGACGAUGGCUGGUUUGUGGGGGUCUCUAGAAGGACGCAGAAAUUUGGUACUUUCCCUGGGAAUUACGUCGCUCCUGUGUGACCAGCAGCCUCCCCUCCACGCAGUCUUCUGCUCCUAGGAUCUUGCCUUCUUGGAGAAGUGCCCACAAUCAAUGGACACGAAAGAAAAGAGUAAAAAGACACGGUUUGAAAACUAAUAUGCCCCCCUCCCCCCAAGAUACGUCUUGCUUGCCAGCUGGAGUCUAUAUUCCCUGACUUGUUGUGUUUCACUUCUGCACCUUCGCUUCCUCGGAAGAAGACGAGACGACAACCUACGUUUCUUUUCCCAGUAUUUAUGAAGCAUCACUAAUUCCAGCAUUCCCGUGGCAGUUGCGGCUUGAACAGAGUGUACUGUACUGGCCUCUUGUUUCUCUUAACCUGGAAUCCCAUAUUUUUUGACUGUUCUUAUAACAGCAUUAGAGGGACGCGGUGGCUCGGGCUAGGACGUUGAGCUUGUCGAUCGAAAGGUCGGCAGCUCGGCGGUUCGAAUCCCUAGUGCUGCUAUGUAAUGGUGUGAGCUCCCGUUACUUGUCCCAGCUUCUGCCAACCUAGCAGUUUCGAAAGCACAUAAAAAUGUAAGUAAAAAAAAUAGGGACCACCUUUGGUGGGAAAGUAACAGCAUUCCGUGCGCCUUUGGCGUUGAGUCAUGCCGGCCACAUGACCACGGAGACGUCUUUGGACAGCGCUGGCUUUUCGGCUUUGAAAAGGAGAUGAGCACCGCCCCCUAGAGUCGAGAACAACUAGCACGUAUAUGCGAGGGGAACCUUUACCUUUUUAUAACAGCACUGGAAGCUGGAGAUGAGCAGCCUCUACUGCUGAGCCUACACUUAAUGCUUCCCUCCGGAAAAAUUCGUUUCUUUUUCUCUUGAAAGUACCAUUGUCGGAAGACUUUUUGGCCUAUAACCAAAAAUCUCACACAAAAGAUGAGCUGACUGGGUUACCUGAGUACACAACUUCGGUGUGUGCCUCAUAGGAAUCUCUGGGCCUUAUUUCCACCCGAGAUUGUGUCCUCUCCUUAAUGCCUGUGACUGAGAUUCUCAGUCAUCCAAGUCAUGGUUGUCCCCAAGGUGUUUUUUUUUUUUCCAAAAGGCAACUCUUGGACUCUCUUGGUUUUUUUUCCCCCUUGAAGACGUUUUGCUUUUUUCCUCCGUGAAGCUUCUUCAGUUCUGACUGAAUUUACUUAAUACAGGCAGAUAAGCUGGAGGGUUACCAGCGUUAACAUUUUUGUAUCUUGCCUAACUUCCUUCAAAGGCUUUGUUGCUGAACUUUGAUCUAAAUAACUCGUCCAUAUGAAGACUCGCGUAGAACUUUGAUCUAAAUAACUUAACAACCGUCCUCUUUCAUGCUCAGCCCUGCAGGCGGGAUGCACUUUCUGUGGUUUUGGGUUUGACACAAGCUAAGAGCAAUCGGCUGAAGAGUGAACAGAAUGCUUAGGGCUGUUCCUGUCCGGGCCACAGAGUGAGUUAUUCUUCCCUUCCUGCUUGAAAAGUUCAAUCAAAAUUUGACUACAGGUACUCUUUGACUUACGACCGCAAAAUUACGAGUCCAAAAUUUCUUGUUGCUGAGAGAGAAAGUUGUUUAAGUGAGCUUUGCCCCAUUUUGCAACCUUUCUGGCCACCGCUGUAAAGUGAAUCACUUGCAGCUAGUAACACGGUUGUUCAGCAAAUCUGGCUUCCCCACGGACUUUGCUUGUCAGAAGGUCACAAAGGGGUCAUAUGCAGGGAUGGGAUUCUACCAGUUUGGACCGGUUCGGGCGAACCGGUAGCUCCAAUGAUCAGCUGAAAGCGAACCGGUUCGUCCCAACAAUCAGAUGGGCCCAUCUAUUUUCCUACCUUUAUCUCCUCAGUGUCAUUGUAACUUUAGAGGGUCACUAAAUGGACUGUUAUAAGUCGAGGACUACCUGUAUUCAUGAUAAGGGAUUAAAAUACUGUUCCCGAUUAUGCUCCCCUCAUGUUAAAAAGAGCACCAGGAAUUCUUCCUUCACAAUUUUUCUUUAAGGUCCGUGUUGUUCCCAAAAUCUUCUCCAAAAUCUUAUUCCCGUCUCCAGAAGCAGAAGUAAAGGACCAAAAAAACAUUGUUGGUGGCCUCUCCUUGUCAUAGAUAAUUGUGGUCUCCAUACCAGAUGUUUCUUACUUUUGGUCCUCGUCUCCCGGCACUUUCCAAUCCAGCAAUUUCUUUCACCUCUAGAGACGGCAGCCAAAAUCCAGGAAACAUCAAGCGAUGAAUAGUUCUCCAAGCCCCUUUUGCUCAAAUUAUUGAGAAUACUGAUCACAUCCUGAUGGAUGCAGAGUUGUGAUAAAAAGGAAGGGAUGGAGAUAGCUUGUGUGUCAGGAUACUGAGGCAUUUAUGCCUCUUGCAAAUUCAGUGUCCUUUCGCAGUGCUGUUGCGUGGGUAGACACAAUGUCAUGUCAAAAUGUGCACAUUGGAACCAGUCCAACAUAAGCCAGUUUCUCUUCCUAGUGUGAACAAUAGAAAUUGUCCUUUGCGGAUAAUUAACAGCAUAGCAGCAUCUGGCAGAUUCGGGCCCAGCAUCCUACCUCAGUAGACUGUCUUCCUGCAAGCACCUCUUGCUUUGCACCUCAUUUUUACGCUCAGCUGACGCAAAGUAAUUUAAAGGUAAGGUGGCUUUGAACUCUUGAGUGAAGGGCGCUAUGUGUGUCUUUUUAGCUGGUGCACCAAUUACCCAGAAUCCUGGCUAGCUUGCUAAGUGGAGGAAAACCCAGGGGUGAAAUCCAGCAGGUUCUGAAAAGUUUCUGGAGAACCGGUAGCGGAAAUUUUGAGUAGUUUGGAGAACCGGCAAAUGCCGCCUCUGGCUGGCUUAAGAGUGGGGUGGGAAUGGAGAUUUUGCAGUAUCCUUCCUCCAGGAGCGGGGAGGGAAUGGGGAUUUUGCAGUAUCCUUCCUCCAGGAGUGGGGAGGGAAUGGGGAUUUCAUAGUAUCCUUCCCCUGGAGUGGGAUGGGAAUGGAGAUUUUGCAGUAUCCUUCCCUGCCACGCCCAUCAAGCCACACCAUGCCCACCAAGCCACGCCUACAGAACCAGUAGUAAAAAAAAAUUGAAUUACACUACUGGGAAAACCUGAGUGGGUCUGUCAGUCCCGGGAGGUCUGAGGGAGAGACUGAAGUGGCAAGCAAGCUUUCUGAUGAAGUUUUAUCUUGCCCACAAUCACAAACGUAUUUGUAUAAGCAGCCGUUGGUUUUUUCCCCUGGUUCGAAAGCUACCGAUUAAGCCUUGGAAAUAAAAAUUGAGGGGGUCCCUGGCCUGACCCAUUUUGCAGGAUGUGUUCUGAAACUGCCUAGCUUCACUAGUGUUGUUCGAAAGGGCAUUUACCUGUUAAUUCUGGAAAGAGUGGUCCGUAUCUAUAAUGGUCCGUACGGCUUGUCUUGCCAAUAAAAUCCUCACCGAGCGAAAGCUGC
Ahaetulla prasina is the source of this 6024-nucleotide messenger RNA. It is a transcript of the gene SORBS3, whose product is annotated as sorbin and SH3 domain containing 3. The transcript is spliced from 21 exons. The record is from RefSeq and is a predicted model, not a curated record. The coding region runs from base 226 to 2655 and encodes 809 amino acids. Lineage: Eukaryota; Metazoa; Chordata; Lepidosauria; Squamata; Colubridae. Gene Ontology annotation, molecular function: protein binding.